AUGGAAAUUGACUCAAAACCGUUGGAUGGCAUCCAGGAACAAGUCUUUGGUCUUUUAGAGACUUAUGUUGAUGCAGGAAAGGACACCAGUACUGACAACGAGUCUAUUAUAAAACGAUGUCAGGAUCUCCUUGUUGAAUACGGAAACUAUGUUCAAUAUCUCCGUUUGAAGUACGGGUUAGUGGAUGUUGAGCAUGGCAUCUAUUUGAGUCGAUUGGACUAUUUAAGAGAGAGGGUUAGACAAGUACAACUUCAUGUGAAACAACAAGAACAAGAGGUUCUCCACAGAGCCAGGAUACACAAGUUUGAAACGGAAAAAGAGGAGGCCGUUAAACGGAGAAAGUUGGCUAGUGAAACGUCGAAGUCCACCAGAGAAGCUCUCUUUGGACUGCGGAAGGAUAAAAAUGGUGAAGGUAGUAAGGAGACCCUAGAACACCAGAUAUUGGCUCAUAAUAAAAAGAUUACCACAAGUCUUCAAAGCACUCGACAGCUUAUGAGUACCAGUAUUGUUCAAACAGAACUUAAUUUAGAGUCCUUGGAUCAACAAACAAAGGACUUAUCCAAUUUAAAUGACCAGUUGUUCACAGUGUCUGAUAUCUUGAACAAGUCUGGUAAGAUAGUCAAGUUCAUUGAGAAGCAAGACAGGAAAGAUAAAAGAAGAAUAUACUAUUCUAUAUUUUUUUUUGCUUCGUGCUGUGCUUGGGUGAUCUGGAAGCGUAUUCUCAAAACUCCUGUAAAAAUCUUCCUCUGGUCCACGUUCAAAAUGUUUCGGUUGGUAAAUUGGGCUGUCAGUUCCAAAAAUAUUAAUAAUAAAGAGGUGGCCGUUGAUGUUGACUCUCUUUCUGUAGUGGCAACAGUGACAUCUGUCAUUGCAAGCUCUAUAACUUUGGCUUCGUUGGUUUCAAGUUCUAUUUCUGAACUACUGCUGCAAGUUGUUUCAUCAAUUGAGAUGGUUGAAUCCUCAGAGGACUUUUCAUUUCAGAGUAGAGUGUCUGAUGUUUCAGCCGCCAUUGACGUGGACGCAGUGGUAGCUCUGAGUGAGGACCCUAUUAUUCACAGCUUUACUGAACGUCAGUCGGAAGAGAUUCGUGUUGAAGAGAAUCUUGUUCAAGAGUCUGAGAAGUUUGCUGACGAAGUUUGGGAGCCAGCAGCAGAGGAUCAUGCUGGUGAAUCUGUUGUAUUAGAACCAAUUGGCGAAUCAUUUAACGUGGUCAAGGAGCCUGGCCACGAGCUGGACCAUGAAGAACAGAAUGCCGGUGAAAGAUCCAUUGCUGACGAAGUGGAAGUACAAUCAUCUGAAGAGCAAGCAAACGAUAAACUGGUUGCUGAGAAUUCCUCUGAACAAAAAGAGGAAACUGAUGAAGCGCUGCCAACUGAUAGUGAAGCCAAUUAUAAGCAUUCUCCUAUUGAACAAGAUCUUGAAGAACAUUCUGUUCCUGAAGUUGGAGUACACGAGCAGGAUAUUGAAGAACAACCAAUAGAAGUAGUAAGAAUUGAACAUAAAGAAAAUGCUAAGGAAGCAAAUGAUGAAGAGAUAUCAACGCAAAAAAGUCGUGAUAUCGAAGAGCAAGGGUUUAUUUCUGAACCUGCUUUUGAGGGGAAUAUCAUACAUGAGCCUCCUCAAGUUGAAAUUCCGGUACAAGAAAAGGCUAUGGAAGAGCAACAACCUAUAGAAGAGUUGGUUAAAGAGGAUCAACAAGUCAUUGAAGAAAUACAACAAAUUAUUGUUGAAGAACCACAGAUUAUUGAAGAGGUACCAAAUGUUAUCGAAGAAGUACCAGAGAUUAUUGAAGAGGUGCCUAGUCCUGUUGACAAUGCUGAACAACCAUAUGAAUCUGAAGUAUUUGAUGUUGAGAAUGAUGAACCCAGCACUUACUACACUUGGAGUUUGUCAGAAGUGGGUCCGGUUCAUGAUGAGCUUUAA
Molecule: messenger RNA, 1923 nt
Organism: Lizanozyma spartinae
Lineage: Eukaryota; Fungi; Ascomycota; Pichiomycetes; Serinales; Debaryomycetaceae
Gene: SEC20
Product: Sec20p
Exons: 1
Coding region: 1-1923 (640 amino acids)
Biological process (GO): retrograde vesicle-mediated transport, Golgi to endoplasmic reticulum
Cellular component (GO): SNARE complex; endoplasmic reticulum
Molecular function (GO): SNAP receptor activity
Source: RefSeq, a predicted model, not a curated record